Molecule: messenger RNA, 6163 nt
Organism: Anas platyrhynchos (mallard)
Lineage: Eukaryota; Metazoa; Chordata; Aves; Anseriformes; Anatidae
Source: RefSeq, a predicted model, not a curated record
GGGAGGGGGGUGCUGGCUGCGGCAGCGGUUCCGCAGGCUUCUCGCGAGAGCUGGCGAGGUUUCCGGUGUUGUGGUUGUGGGGCCAUAAACAUGGCGGUGAGUCUCCGCUCACGUUCUUUGAGGCACCUCCCUAGCCGAGGUCGGAACGACAGCGGUGAGGAGAACGUCCCUCUCGAUCUCAACCGAGAACCCUGUGAUAAUAUGAGAGAGAUUCUCCAAAAUGUGGCCAAAUUACAAGGCAUUUCAAAUAUGAGAAAACUAGGUCACUUGAAUAAUUUUACUAAGCUUCUUUGUAAUACUGGCCAUGCUGAAGAAAUCCUAGGUUUUACGUAUGACAGCAUCAUAAUAUGUCUGCGGUUAGCUUUACUAAAUGAAGCAAAAGAGGUGCGAGCAGCAGGAUUGCGAGCCCUUCGCUAUCUCAUUCGAGACUCCAGUAUUCUCCAGAAGGUGCUGAAGUUGAAAGUGGAUUACUUGAUAGCAAGGUGCAUUGACAUACAACAGAGUAAUGAAGUAGAAACAACACAAGCACUUCGAUUAGUCAGAAAGAUGAUCACUGUGAAUGCUUCAUUGUUCCCCAGCUCUAUUACUAAUUCUUUGAUAGCAGUUGGAAAUGAUGGUCUUCAAGAAAGAGACAGAAUGGUUCGAGCAUGUAUAGCCAUUAUCUGUGAACUGGCACUUCAGAAUCCCGAGGUGGUGGCUCUUCAGGGUGGUUUAAAUACCAUCUUGAAAAACGUGAUCGAUUGUCAGCUUAGCCAAAUAAAUGAGGCUCUGGUAACUACAGUUUUGCACCUCAUUAAUCAUCCAAAGACCAGACAGUAUGUGCGAGCAGAUGUAGAAUUAGAGCAAAUUCUAGCUCCUUACACAGAUUUUCACUACAGACAUAAUCCAGACACAGCAGAAGGACAACUCAAAGAGGACAGAGAAGCACGGUUCUUAGCUAGUAAAAUGGGAAUAGUGGCAGCAUUUCGAUCAUGGGCAGGUAUUAUCAGUCUGUGCAAACCUGGGAAUUCCGGGAUUCAGUCUCUUAUUGGGGUACUCUGUAUACCAAAUAUGGAAAUACGGCGAGGUCUGCUUGAGGUUCUCUAUGAUAUAUUUCGUCUUCCUCUCCCUGUUGUCACAGAAGAAUUUAUUGAGGCACUUCUCAGUGUAGAUCCAAGCAGGUUUCAGGACUGCUGGAGACUUUCUGAUGGCUUUGUAGCCGCUGAAGCUAAAACUAUAUUACCCUAUAGAGCCAGAUCAAGACCUGAUCUCAUGGAUAAUUAUUUGGCUUUAGUGCUUUCAGCUUUUAUUAACAAUGGACUUCUAGAGGGUCUGGUUGAAGUAAUUACAAGUAGUGAUGACCAUGUAUCUGUUAGAGCAACUAUUCUUUUAGGAGAACUCUUGCACAUGGCAAACACAAUCCUUCCUCAUUCUCACAGCCACCACCUACACUGCUUACCAACUCUAAUGAAUAUGGCAGCAUCUUUUGACAUAAUGAAAGAGAAGAGACUACGAGCAAGUGCUGCGCUGAACUGCUUAAAACGCUUUCAUGAGAUGAAGAAAAGAGGGCCAAAACCUUACAGCCUCCAUUUAGAUCAUAUUAUUCAGAAAGCAAUCUCAACCCACCAAAAACGGAAUCAAUACCGUGUGCAGAAAGAUAUCUUUAUUUUAAAGGAUACAGAAGAAGCACUUGUAAUGAAUCUGCGAGACAGCCAGGUUCUCAACCAUAAAGAGAACCUUGAGUGGAAUUGGAAUUUGAUAGGGACCAUACUGAAGUGGCCAAAUGUAAAUCUAAGGAACUAUAAAGAUGAACAAUUGCACAGAUUUGUAAGGAGAUUGCUAUAUUUCUACAAGCCUAGCAGUAAACUGUAUGCCAAUCUGGAUCUGGACUAUGCAAAGGCUAAGCAGCUCACUACAGUGGGUUGUCAGUUUACUGAAUUUCUUCUUGAAUCACAAGAGGAUGGACAAGGUUACCUGGAGGAAUUGGUUAAAGAUAUUGUACAUUGGCUCAAUUCUUCAUCAGGAAUGAAACCUGAAUGUAGUCUUCAAAAUAAUGGGUUACUAAAUACCCUUAGUCAGCAUUACUUUCUGUUUUUUGGUACUCUAUCUUGUCACUCUCAUGGAGUCAAAAUGCUUGAAAAAUGUAAUGCGUUUCAGUGUCUUCUUAAUUUUUGUUCUUUGAAGAACCAGGAUCACUUGUUAAAACUGACUAUUUCUAGUUUGGAUUACAGCAGAGAUGGUUUAGCAAGAGUCAUCCUUUCUAAAAUCCUGACAGCAGCAACUGAUAGCUGCAGGUUGUAUGCAACAAAACACUUACGAGUAUUACUGAGAGCAAAUGUAGAGUUCUUCAGCAACUGGGGGAUUGAGUUACUGGUGACCCAGUUACAUGAUAAAAAUAGAACUAUUUCUUCUGAAGCACUUGAUAUUCUAGAUGAGGCAUGUGAAGAUAAGGCCAAUCUUCAUGCCCUUAUCCAAAUGAAACCAGCUCUUUCUCACCUUGGAGACAGGGGUUUGCUUCUACUCCUAAGGUUUCUGUCCAUUCCAAAAGGGUUUUCGUAUCUAAAUGAAAGAGGUUAUGUAACAAAACAAAUGGAAAAGUGGCAAAAGGAAUAUAACUUAAAGUAUGUUGAGUUGAUUGAAGAAAAACUUAAUGAAGCACUUACAACAUAUCGCAAACCUGUUGAUGGUGAUAACUAUGUUCGUCGAAGCAACCAAAGAUUACAGAGACCACAUGUCUACUUGCCAGUUCACCUUUAUGGCCAACUGGUGCACCAUAAAACAGGCUGCCAUUUAUUGGAGUCUCAGAGUAUUGUUACAGAUCUGAGUUAUACUGUUCGUUCCCCAAUGCUGGAUAAGUGGGAAGGAAUUAAGCAGCUGAAAGCAGCCCUUUGGGCAUUGGGCAAUAUUGGAUCAUCAAAUUGGGGUCUUAACUUGCUUCAAGAGGAGAAUGUAAUUCCUGAUAUAACGGCACUUGCCCAACAUUGUGAGGUUCUCUCCGUUAGAGGAACCUGUGUCUACGUGCUUGGUCUAAUAGCCAAAACUAAACAAGGAUGUGACAUUUUGAAGCAUCACCACUGGGAUGCAGUGAGACACAGUUACAGACAGCCUUGGCCAGUGGUCCCUGAUGACAUGGAUCAGCUCUGCAAUGAACUUUCUUCUAUACCCAGCACUCUUAGCUUAAACUCUGAGUCCACCAGUUCUAGGCAUAACAGUGAAAGUGAAUCCAUGCCUUCAAGUAUGUUCAUCAUGGAGAAUGACCGUUUUGGUAGCACUAGUACAUUCUUCCUAGAUAUUACUGAAGAAACAGAACAAAUAUUUUAUGACAGACCUGGGCCUUCAAAAGACAAAGACCGUAGUCCCUUUCCUUUUUUUUCUUCUAGCAGACUUGUGAAAAAUUGCAUUCUAAACUCUCUUACUCUACCUAAUAAAAAACACAGGAGCAGCAGUGAUCUAAAAGGAGGAAAACUGACAUCAUCUGACAGUAAACCAAGCCUGAGACGAAAUCGUACUGUAACAGAACCUUCCAGUAACAUAGAUUUUUCUGCUGGGGAAGAAUUCAACCCUGUUUUCAGAGUUCCUAAAAUGCAGACUUUACGAUUAGAAACUUCUUUUGUUGGAAGUAAGCACAUGGAAGAUACCAAUAGUACCCCUAGUAUUGGAGAAAAUGAUUUGAAGCUGCCAAAAGGUCUUGGAAAUGAAAUUCACCAGGAAAGUACAAGCAGAGAAAGGCUAAUAGGAGAUAGUACUACACAAGCACAUUUCAAGAGUCGUAGCUUAAGUUUUAAUACAGAUACCACGACAAGUGGCAUAAGCUCAAUGAGCUCUAGCCCUUCAAGGGAGAUUAUAGGUGUGGACACUACAAAUGUAAACAGUGACUGUGGAAGUUUGAGUACUGUAGUAAGCACAAAAACAGUUAAACCAAGUCACUGUUCAACACCACAGUCUAACCACCUGCCUCUCUCAAAAUCAAACUCUGUGUCCCUGGUACUGCCAGGGUCUUCUCAUACACUUCCUCGAAGAGCCCAGUCUCUUAAAGCUCCUUCUCUUGCUACAAUAAAAAGUCUUGCUGACUAUAACUUUAGCUACACAAGUUCUCGAGAUGCCUUUGGUUAUGCUACGCUAAAACGCUUACAACAGCAGAGGAUGCAUCCUUCACUGUCUCACUCAGAAGCCCUAGCAUCUCCAGUAAAGGACGUGCUGUUUACUGACACUAUUACCAUGAAGUCUGGCAGCCUGGAUUCUCGGCUAACCCUAAGCCAGUUCAUGAAAGCUUUAAGUUAUGCUUCGUUAGACAAAGAAGAUCUAUUAAGUCCUAUUAACCAAAACACACUUCAGCGUUCCUCCUCUGUUCGCUCUAUGGUUUCUAAUGCUACAUACGGUAGCUUUGAUGAUUACAUUGGCCUUGCUCUCCCAGUGGAUAUCAAUGAAAUAUUUCAGAUAAAGGAGACUCCAUAUUUCCAGAAGAAAACCACACCUCCAUUUGAUGACUGUGGAUCUAGGGUUUUUGCAUCUGAUGCAGGAGGUCUUCCAUCAGGUACAAGUGAUGUCACAAGUCCUUUUCAGAUGCUCCAGCAGCAGAUCAGUCUCACAGAAAUAAUGAAUACCAGCCAUUCAGAUACCUCUCAGUUUUUAGAAAAUACAGAGGAUAAUGGGCUACAGGAGCACACGGAUGAGAACUGCCUUUAUUGCGUCUGCAUUCAAAUUCUGGGUUAUCAGCCUAACAACAAAGUGAACUCUUCAUAUAGUCGUACAGAUUUUUCAGACAUUCCAUGUACUGACUGGUGUGGUCAGACCAUACACAAUCACUUAGAUGUGCAUUCGUCCAAAUUUUCUGGAAUUUCUGGCUGUAGUGAUGCAUUAUCCCAAGGUUCAGCUAGCAGUACCAAGAGUACAGAGAUUGUACUAGGAGUAAAAUCAAUCCCGGAUGAUAUACCAGUGUGCAGAAUACUUCUGCGGAAAGAAGUCUUACGUUUAGUAAUCAAUUUGAGUAGUUCGGUAGGAACUAAGGGCCAUGAAACUGGACUCCUGAAAAUUAAGGAGAAGUAUCCCCAAGCAUUUGAUGACAUAUGCCUUUACUCUGAAGUGUCCUACUUGUUAGCACAUUGUACAUUUCGACUUCCAUCUCGAAGGUUCAUUCAGGAGCUAUUUCAAGAUGUGCAGUUCUUACAAAUGCAUGAAGAAGCAGAGGCUAUUUUAGCAACACCAACAAAACAAUCAGUAAUUGAUACAUCAGCUGAAUCCUGACCUCUGUCUCACACAGUGCAUUUACAUAAAGACUUUCUGAAAUCCUCAGAUAAUUUCCGAUUGACUGGAUAAUAAAGUUUGGAGACCAUUCCAGAAGGUACUGGUACCUGAAGAGUGAACUGAAAACUUUUUCUUCCUCAACCAAUUACUGCCCCAGUCUUUUGAGCCCUUUGGGAAGUUAUUAAACAUUACCAUAGUUUUAAUAAAAGUAAUUACCAAUAUAUGCAAGAGCCAAGCACUGAACACCUCUACAAGUUUUAAUUUUGUUGUUGUUUUUUUUUGUUUUGUUUUUUACCAUAAAUUAAAAAAGUAAUAAUAAAAAUAAAAUGACAACACGUGGAAAUUUUUUUUAUGAUUGACUUCUAAUUCUGUUCCAGAGAAGCAGAAUGAUGCCUUGCUUUUUUUUUUGCUUUUAAUUUCUGGAUACCAGGAGCCGGUGAGAUGAGGGUGCAUGGGUACAUUCCGUUGCCAGCAAAUGGAAGCUGUACUGUGAUCAUGGACACCAGGGGAUUAAUGUUAGCCCUUCUCUGUUGUUUUUUGUACUGUUUAUAACACUACUUGGGGGGGGGGGGGGGGGGGCUUGUAACUUCAGACAGAAAAACAAGCUUCUGUGAAUCUGAGAUUUCCUUAAAGUUAUUUUAAUAUUACUGUAGUUGUAAGUCAUUUUAUUAGCAGACUCAUUCAUUUCAUUACAUUUACAUAUACAUAUCUUAUCUGAACCAGUUAUGGAUUUUUACUACAGUUUGAUUUUAAAAUAACAAAUAAUUUAUACUUAAAAUGCCGAAAUCAAGUUUUCCCUGAAUGAUAUGCAUGUUUGCAGUUUCUAUGCACAUGCUCAUAUAAUAUGAAUGUUGGUCUUAUUCUUAACUAAAAGCCUUUAACAAGCAUGUUUUGUAUCAGAUAAAUUAAUGUCGUAUAAAAUAAACUUGAAGACAUUUAA